AGCUAUAAAAAUCACAGUGUAAAUAAAGGCGAUUAAAUAUAUAAAAUGACAAAAGCUAUGAAUACAGAAGUGAUUUGCGUCGUUAUAUUAGUUCUUUGCGUCAAUAUCGAUGCCUUUGGAAAUAAGGUACCCAUAAACUGUCAUCUUCAACCAGAUGAAAGACCGUGUAGCCAUAUAAGGUUUAGUUAUUAUCAUAAUAUUUCUACUCGUAAAUGCGAACUUUUUCGUUAUGGUGGAUGUCUCGGAAACGGCAACCAUUUCGAAUCUUUACAGGAAUGCUGCGAUCGUUGUUCUGCAACAAAUUUGGAAUGUAAACAAAUUCAAAAAGAUAUACAGGAAUUAAUAGACAGUCCACCAAGACCGAGUGGAAAAAGCACUGAAAGGUGGUAGUUGGUCACGGGAUCGAACUUCACCUGCUGACUGAGCGCAUGGAGUUUUGUACGUCUUCUUCCUGUGUUUUAUUCUUUAAAGAUAGUCGGUUUAUCAUAAAAAGUCCUUCCGGGGAGCACCGCUACUUCGUGUCUAUGUGUUCUUAUCUAUAAAGGGAAUAAAUAUCUAAAAAUGAUUUCCAGUCCAUGUUACGCAGUAACGACUAAUAAAGUGUCAGGAAGUGUUUAUGUUUUAUACAUGGCGAACUAUAUUUAAAAUAAUCUGGUUUGUUUGAAGAAUCGGCCAUUUAGGAACCAAACAGUUCCAAAUGGCUAAAAAU
Messenger RNA from Centruroides sculpturatus (bark scorpion), 709 nucleotides. Its product is annotated as kunitz-type serine protease inhibitor homolog beta-bungarotoxin B6 chain-like. The transcript has 3 exons. Lineage: Eukaryota; Metazoa; Arthropoda; Arachnida; Scorpiones; Buthidae. The coding region runs from base 46 to 390 and encodes 114 amino acids. Gene Ontology annotation, molecular function: serine-type endopeptidase inhibitor activity. The record is from RefSeq and is a predicted model, not a curated record.